CUCGCCCUUUUUCAGGCUAUGCGACAGAUGGGCCACCAACGCGCAUUGCCCAUGAUCACCUCCUGGACAUCGGAUUUUUCAAUCCCCGAAGGACGACGAUUCGAUGAUUCGGACCUGGUUCUGCCAUACGACGUGAAGUUCUCCAAGCAUUUCGUGGCCCGGCUGAGAAAGGUGACCAGACCCAGGAUUUGGGACAGACGCUCCUGGGGACCAGGCCGCAGUCGGCGGGCAACAGUUUAAGUGGGAUUAAUCAAACGGGAGCCAUGCCCAAGACUCCGGUCGGAUCGUUUAUGGCCAGAAGCAACACCACCACUGGCUUGGCCAACAUGUCGAAGUUCGGGCUCAGUCAGUCGCAGUCCUUCAGCGGAGUCCUCGGUCAAUCCAAUCGCGCCUCCUUGGGAACUCCGUUGAGCCAGCUCCAAAGUAGCAUUAGCCAGCAGUCCAUGUCCAUGAAGCCAGCGAAACCGAUCGAGCCGGAGUUGUGUUUGGAGCACAUCUGGACGGAGAACAUCUACGGAGUACAACGUGAACUGUGCGAGAUGGCCACCCGAGCCUUCAUCCACACGGAUUUGGUGGGCCAGACAUUUCUGUGCUACCUGCUCGCCCGCUCCUGCCGCCUCCAGAUGGUCCGCCUCACUGGCUAUGGAAGCAGUGAAGUGCAGCUCUCCACACUGGCCACGACUCUGGCAGCCAAGGAUGCUGUGGGUCUGAAUGUAAAUGGUCGCAGUCCUCGAUCCUAGCGGUAGCCUAAUCCUCUACACCGGAACCGUGCUCAUCGGUUCAUUAUGCUAUUUAAUUUUUAUGUUACAUAUAAGCCCAGCAUUCCAGAAUUUAGUUAAUAUCAUAGGCAAAUUGCACAAAGUUUGGCCCCAAAAAGUUGUAAUCUUAAAACUAAAACCACUUACAAAAAACGUAAAAAAAAUUAUCUUUAAACUUAAGUAAACAAAAGGAAUAUAUAUUCCACAGUUUCGACUAGUUUCCACGGUUUCCAGGGCUAAUGCACUCCACAAUCUCACCUCCACAAAUGAUUUCAUUUUUAUAAGAUUUUCUGCUGUAUUUCAGUUCUCUGAA
Drosophila serrata is the source of this 1071-nucleotide messenger RNA. RefSeq names its product anaphase-promoting complex subunit 1-like. The record is from RefSeq and is a predicted model, not a curated record. Lineage: Eukaryota; Metazoa; Arthropoda; Insecta; Diptera; Drosophilidae.